Suricata suricatta (meerkat) is the source of this 1422-nucleotide messenger RNA. RefSeq names its product DNA dC->dU-editing enzyme APOBEC3-like. Gene Ontology annotation, cellular component: nucleus; P-body; cytoplasm. Bases 90 to 1253 code for a protein of 387 amino acids. The record is from RefSeq and is a predicted model, not a curated record. The transcript is spliced from 8 exons. Gene Ontology annotation, biological process: negative regulation of single stranded viral RNA replication via double stranded DNA intermediate; cytidine to uridine editing; DNA cytosine deamination. Lineage: Eukaryota; Metazoa; Chordata; Mammalia; Carnivora; Herpestidae. Gene Ontology annotation, molecular function: RNA binding; cytidine deaminase activity; zinc ion binding.
AAAGCAGGAAGGAGGCGGGGCUUCUGUGGAGGCGGCCUGGGAGGUCACUGUCUGACUGAGGCUUUCCCAAAGCAAGGCUGGGGAGAGGAAUGGAGCCCUGGCGCCCCAGCCCCAGAAAACCAAGGGACUGGAUAGAUCCUGACACCUUCCUGUUUCAUUUUCCAAACCUCCGCUACGCUAAUGGCCGGAGACUCUGCUAUCUCUGCUUCCAAGUGGAGAGAGAAGACCACUGCUCAUAUGACGACGGGGACUGGGGAAUUUUUGAGAGCGAGGUCCAUCCCCAGGCUCGCUGUCAUGCAGAACUCUGCUUCCUAUAUUGGUUCUAUGACCAAUACCCAUCCCGUGAUGAGCAUUACCAUGUCACCUGGUGGGUAUCCUGGAGCCCCUGUCCCACCUGUGCAGAGAAGGUGAUCGAGUUCCUGGAGGAAUAUAGGAACUUGGAACUGAGUAUCUUCACCUCCCGCCUCUACUUCUCCCGGCACGAAGAUUACCAGCAGGGGCUUCGCUGUCUAUGGAAUUCAGGGGUCCAGUUGGACAUCAUGUCCUAUGAUGAUUUUGAAUACUGUUGGGACACCUUUGUGGACCACAAGGGAAUGCGCUUCCAGAGACGGCAUAUGUUAAAAGAUUAUGAUUUCCUGGUCACAGAGCUUGAGGAAAUCCUUAGAACCAAGAUGAAUCCACUACGAGAAGAUAAAUUCUACUAUCAGUUUGGCAACCAGCACCGGGCCCCAAAGCCCUACUGCCGGAGGAAAACCUACUUGUGCUACCAGCUGGAGCAGCUGGACGGCCCCAUGAGUGUCAAAGGCUGCCUUCAAAACAAGAAAAAGCGCCAUGCAGAAAUACGCUUUAUUGACAAGAUCAAGUCAUUGACACUGGACCCAUCCCAGAGAUUCGAAAUCACCUGCUAUAUCACAUGGAGUUCCUGCCCCACCUGUGCGGGGGCCCUGGUGGAUUUUGUCAAAGGCCACCCCCACCUCAGCCUGCGGAUCUUUGCCUCCCGCCUGUACUUCCACUGGCUCAAGAAGAAUAUUCUGGGGCUGAGACACCUACAGGAGUCCGGAGUCCUCAUGGCUGUCAUGGGCCACCGAGAGUUUGAGGACUGCUGGAGAAAGUUUGUGGACCACCAGGACAGGCCGUUCCAGCCCUGGGACAACCUGGACCAGAACAGUAAAAGCAUAAAACGUCGGCUCCAGAGGAUCUUGAUGCCCGUGAAUGAUUUAAGUGAUAACUUCAGCAAUUUGAAACUUGAAUGACCAUCAAUCCCCACCCCACUCCUGGAGCACCUCAAUGCUUCAUAAACUGCUGACUUUCAGGAGCAAGUUGUGAGCUCCAUGUGCCCACUGGACCCUCUCCCCUCCCCUGUCCCCCUCCCAGCCCAGAAAACCCUUCUUUCUCUCUUCAUUCUUUUGUUUUCUUUUGUAA